AGGAACAAUCCCGAGAAAAAACUCCCCACUUUCCCCAAUCAAUAAAAGUUAAACCCCAGAAUCCAAAAUCCAAAUCAAACCCACCACCAAAUUCAUCCCCAAAAUCCCAACAUUACAGUUCCGAUUCUUCCAAAAAUUCCAAAUCCAAAAACAAUGGCUCUCAAACAGCUGUUUCUGAUCCUCCUAACGACACAAUUCCUACCGUCUUCUCUCUCUCUGAUUUCCGCGCCGGAGCUUCGCCCUCCCUACGCCACCCCCAGAGCCAUCUCCGAUUUGAAGGAGGCGAUCGUGAAGGGAUUAGGGUUUCAGGCGGAGGAUUUGAAUGUGUCGGGGUUCGAUUUGAGGGACGCGCACGUGGGGCAUUCGGUGGCGUACGAGUUCGAUGUGGAGGUCGACAACAAGGUCCUACCUUUCAAGCUUCUGGAGGACGUCGACCGCUGGGAUUACGUUGAUUUGCCCAUUUUUCGGGUCGAGGACGAAAAUGGGUUGGUCCAGAAAGGCAAAUCGGGUGGUGGGUUGCCUCAGGUUUUGGCUCCAUUUCAGCUGGCUGGGCCCAUGGAGCUCUGGAUUCAGGACGCCAAAGACAUGAGGAUUUCGCUCCCUCAUGAUGUGGAUGCUGGUGUGUUGAAGAAGGUGAUGUUAGCAGAAGGAGCUGUGGUCACGGUGAAGGGUGCGAGGUCUGUGAGCCUACGCCACCCUCUUCAGCUCUCAUUGCCAUUGAACCGAACCGGCAAUGGGUUUGCUUCUGGUCUUGUGACCUUGGCUGAAUGGCUGCGCCAUGCUUCUCGAACCCAGUCAUCUCCGUUGUUGUCUAUCCGCAUUGUUGGUCCGACUUCCCUCACAUCACCGUCAUCGACCUCUCCCUCCGUGAACAACAAGCUCAAGCUUAAGCGCCUUGCCCCAGGGCUUGUGGAGUUGUCCUCACCAUCCAACACCAGGCCCAUUUCCGUUGAGCUGCAAAACCAAGAGACCAAGGCCAUUUUAACCCCGAGCUACUUCAGCACGGUCUGGCCCCUUGCUUCCGUCAAUGGCUCGAAUCCUAACUUGGUGGGUUUUGAGUCUCUACUUGCAUCUGUUUUGGGUCCUAAGGCCAAUAAGAAAGGAUCCUUCAAAUUAUUGAAGGCAGAUGUGUCUGCGCAGACAUUUUUGAAGAUCGGGUUUGGGGUGGAGAAGAAGCUCAAAGAAGAAGACAGGAUUGAUUUGAAAGGUUUCCGAAAAUGGAGGGCAAAGCCUGAGACCUUAAGGUUGCAUUUUGAGGUGCUUGCUAAGGUUGAGGGUGAUAAAAUCAUACCGGAGAGAGUGGUUCCAGUUAACCACGUGUCAGUGGAGGACACCGUGGCACCCAGUGAGCUCUUGGGGAAUGUCUCCAUGUCCACUGUCCCCCUCAUUCAUCCUCCGGCAAGCCCCUAUACCUUGUAAAGUUUUUCGGUUUAGGGUUUGCUGAUACAAAAUCUGGAAGUGUAAAGAUAUAAUGAUUUUGUACUUUCUUUUUCUUGAAACGUGAGGACGAUUUAGAUGAGGUCCGGUGAUACUACUGUAAAAAUUUAUGUAAUGAAGUUACCGAGGGUUUAAAUUAAUUUAUGAAAAUUCAGUAAAGACUUGAAUAUUGCAUAUA
This is a messenger RNA of Malus domestica (apple), 1615 nucleotides long. Its product is annotated as protein TUNICAMYCIN INDUCED 1-like. The record is from RefSeq and is a predicted model, not a curated record. Lineage: Eukaryota; Viridiplantae; Streptophyta; Magnoliopsida; Rosales; Rosaceae.